Cucurbita moschata (crookneck pumpkin) is the source of this 914-nucleotide messenger RNA. RefSeq lists its product as uncharacterized. The transcript has a single exon. Bases 318 to 839 code for a protein of 173 amino acids. The record is from RefSeq and is a predicted model, not a curated record. Lineage: Eukaryota; Viridiplantae; Streptophyta; Magnoliopsida; Cucurbitales; Cucurbitaceae.
CAAUUCAUGUUUUGGGAAUGACAAAACUUGUGAGCAUUGCUUAUCUAUACAUACUUUAAUGGAAAAGAAGCCUAAGUUUUGGUUGAAUUUAGCCCAAAUAAUAAGGGCACAAAGACCUACCCUCCAUCAACCUUGCAUCCCCUAAAUAUAAGCCUUUCCAAAUUUAAACAUAAAUGGCCAUGGCCGCCUGCCACCUUUCUUUAUAAAACUAACCAUUUCCCCUCCUCCUCCUCCUCUAAGUUAACUUCUUCUUUCCCUUCCGUCCGGGAGCGCCCUCCGACCACCUUCUCGCUUCCUCGCUCGUUCCCAGACCUUAUAUGGACCUAAAAUCCCAACCCAUCUCCAACUCCGGCCAGACCAAGAAGAAAAGUAAUCGAGCCAUGCAAAUUUUCAAGCUUUCCCUCUUCAUGCUCCAUCGUCGAUCCAAGAAAUCAAAGGCGUCGGUCGACAUGGGUUCCGAUAAAGGCUUGUGGCAGCGGCUAUUGGCCUCCAUUCGCCCUCUCCACAUCCAAGACAACGAAUCGCCUCCAACCAUAGUCCACACAUCGUUGGCUCCAAAACCGAAGGAAGUUUACGAGGAGUCACCAAUACCAUUGUCAUCAUCGCCCUCCUCGUCGUUUUCAUCGUCGACAUUGUUUUCUUGUACAUCGAUGUCGUCUUCUUUUUGCACAAGACAACAUGCCUCUGAACCUAAUCUUCAAGAACUCGACAACGAUAGCGAAAGCGACAAUGAUGAAAAUACCAUCGACGGAGGCGACGAAAUGAUCGAUGCAAAGGCGGAUGAGUUCAUAGCGCAAUUCUACGAUCAAAUGAGACGUCAACAAAAUGGGUUUGCAUGAGAGAUGGAGUGUGCAUGGAUCUUCGAUUAUUUAAUAUUUUUGUUAUUUAUUUAGAAGAAUUAAUUAAAAAUUCCU